AUGAUGCUUCCUGUUUCAAAGUUUUUUACAGUUCAGGUACGCUUCUUGUUCGAGUCCGUUCACCCAUUUAGCUUUCAGGAACCUUCAAACGCUCUCCUCUCGUACAUACAGAAAGGAAUCGACUUUUUCGAAAGAAUCGGUCAGUUUUCGAAAGAGAAAGCUGCCAUCGAGGAAGAGUAUUCUACGAAAUUAAAAAAUCUCGCGAAGAAAUAUGCGAAAAAAACGGAAGAGGAAGACGAAGUGCUGAAAAGUGUCAGCUAUAUCAGCGCAUUCAAUUCAUUUCUCUAUCAGUUGGAUCAAAUCGCCGGAAAACAUCAUGCAGCAGCGGAAAGCACUCGGGAAGACAUUGUCGCCUACGUCUCAUCGAAAGCGUGCCAGCUGAGAAGUUCUCGGAAAAAUGCGAUAAGCGAUUUGAAGACAAUCAAUGAUAUUCUAGAAGACCACAUAAACGAUAUGUGGAAAUCUGGAAAGAUAUAUUCAAGGGCGUAUAAGGAUGCAGAGAGUGCGUAUCAAAAGUUUUACAAAGCCGAUAAAAACUUGGAGAUUUCAAGACUGGAGUUGGAAAAAACUAGAUCACAUGCGAUGACUCGUAACGAAAUAUGCGAAAAAGCGAAGAGCGACUACUCAAAAUCUGUAUCCACUACCAAUUCUGAACAGAAAAAGUAUCAUGAUGAGCUUCUUCCUGUGAUAUUCUCAAGAUUGAAAGCCGUGGAUAAGGAGUGCAUUGGCGAUAUGAGCCACGUGCUUCAAAAAUUGAUAACUGUUGAUGAGUGUCUCUCGGAAGGAAUCGGGUGUUGCCGUCAGAAGACUCAGAAGAUCGUUAAUAACAUUGAAGCAGAAUCCGAUUCCCAACUUGUUCUAGACUCUGUCGAGGCUAUGAUGGAGAAGCCAACUCCAUUCGACUUUGAAGAUCUUGGUGAUCCAAAAGAUUGCGAUAGUCGUGCCGGUGAUUCCAUCGAUGGGAAACACAAAUCAGAAGCUCUGAUGCCAAUUCUCAAAAGUCCUAACAAAAAGAAUCUGCUGGGAAACUUUUUGGGAAUCAAAAAGAAAGAGCCAGAAAAGUUGGAAUCGCCAAGAGAAGUGUACGCUGACAAGAACAAACCAGCACAUGUCCGACUUUCUUGUCUUCGUUCCAAAAUUAAGAGCAUGGAGAAAGAGCUCGAGCAAGCCACCCAGGGAAGAGAGGGCAUAACCCGACUACAAAAAGCGUACUAUGCGAAUCCCCAACAUGGAAAUCCGGACGCUUGUACUGCUCCGUUGAUAUCAUAUGCGAAGAAAAUCGAGGCAUUGAAAGCGAAUAUACAAGAUUUAAAAGAGUUGUAUAUUCUAUUGGAGGCGAGUGCAGAAAGUAGUACACCAACUGAGCGGUCGUUUGGCGGAAGAGAUACUCCAGAUACAACAAGAAGUAUGUCAGGAUGCUCCACCAAUGUAUCUUCAACGAAAACUUUGGAAGAUGGAGUGAUCAGAGAGCGAGGAGGUUCUUCAGGCGACGACUCUUCGAAAAAUAUCGUGAGAAGAAUCAGUUUAAAAAAUGAGAUUUUCAAGAAAUACUUGCAGAUCCGACAAAUUCUCACAACUCCAAAACGAAUCAUUAGCUCUCCAAGAACUCCAAAAAGUGCUCCGUUCUCAGCCACGAACACACCAGUCCGUCGAAAGAAAGAUAUCUCGUCUCCAGUUCUCCGAUCUUCAUUCUCUGGUAGUUUUGUAGUUCAAAAGAAAACGUCUAUCCAACCAAAUCCAACUUUAGGAGCGAUUCGAAAAAUGCCAGGAUCCGCUACGUCGUCACCACACCGUUCAAUUUCAUCACCAAUGAAAAUCGACAAGUCUGAAAUUCUAGUGACAGUGCUUUUUGAGUUCGAGCAGUCUUCCGCGGAGACGAUGUCGAUUAUCCCAGGAGAAGAGCUUUUCGUUCAGGAAACUGACAAUGGAGAUGGCUGGACUAGGGCCAGGAAGAAAAGAAACCAAGAAGUUGGAUUCGUGCCAACUUCCUAUCUUCAGUUUCCUGUCGCAUCGAUAUGCAUUACGCCACCAUAA
Molecule: messenger RNA, 2034 nt
Organism: Caenorhabditis briggsae
Lineage: Eukaryota; Metazoa; Nematoda; Chromadorea; Rhabditida; Rhabditidae
Gene: Cbr-toca-2
Product: Protein CBR-TOCA-2
Exons: 9
Coding region: 1-2034 (677 amino acids)
Biological process (GO): signal transduction
Molecular function (GO): protein binding
Source: RefSeq, a predicted model, not a curated record